AUGAUCGACUUUCAAACUCACAUUGAUUCGCUUCGCGGUGGUGUUCAUGCUGAUAUUCAUAAUGAAUCAUAUUAUUGUAAACAGGUGUUAAACAAUAUAUUGUACAGUGAUGUACAGUUUAACUUGCCAGCACCAGAACCAUCAUUAAGUGGUGAAUUCAACAUCGAUUUAUUGGUAGAUGUGCAUUCAGGAGAACAAAAUGGUUCAAUUAUUGUUGUUCAACAUGUAACGAAAUUUGGCAAAUCAGACAUCAUAAUCGGUGUUUUAGCUUUGAAGUUAAAGGACAACGAUCACUCAUUCAUAGUAGUUGAUUCCAAAACAGUAGAUAAAACAGCUAAGGAAAUCGAGUAUAUUGUUGAUUCAAAAGGUCAUUUUCGUUCAAGAGCUAUCCAACUGGAAGCGGUGGAAGUCGUAGAAGAUCGAGCAAUACAUUUGUUCAACAAUUCAACAUCGUUAUUGGCAAGAACAACAACUGAUGAGACGAAGCAAACUCGUCUUAAACCAUCUGAUUCUGAAAUAUUUCAAGUAAAAGUUUCACAUUCACAUGCAUUAAGUUGUAUUUUUCAGAAGACAAAAACUAAUAAUGCUUCGUUAUUAGUAUCGUUCAGCCCAUAA
Molecule: messenger RNA, 615 nt
Organism: Rotaria sp. Silwood2
Lineage: Eukaryota; Metazoa; Rotifera; Eurotatoria; Philodinida; Philodinidae
Source: the annotation of a GenBank genome assembly